Molecule: messenger RNA, 512 nt
Organism: Medioppia subpectinata
Lineage: Eukaryota; Metazoa; Arthropoda; Arachnida; Sarcoptiformes; Oppiidae
Source: the annotation of a GenBank genome assembly
GUGCAGACCAAAGCGGACACUGUUUACAACUUUACAAAAUGACUGCGACAAUGAUGUUCUCCAUAACGAAUUGCACCAAAAUAUGUGCUUUAAUUCUGCUUCUGGUGUCAAUUGCUUUUGCAUUUCGGGAUCCAAUCAAUUAUAUGUACGAAACACAUAAAGUGGAAACUCGAUCGUCAAGCAGACAAUACUGUGGAAAUAACUUAGUCCGAGCCCUCCAUCUAAUCUGCGAGAGCUAUAAUAAACGGAGUCCUCUUCCCAUUCAUUCGUUUAGAUUAUCCCAAACUCAUGAGAACAAUUCCGGCCCCGAAGACGAAAACAUCGAGGGAUCUAAAUAUUCAUUGUCUUUAAGCAAUGCUCACAACAAUAAUCACAAUAAAUAUUUUCAUCGAAUGCUGAGAGGAGUAGUGGACGAGUGCUGUCGGCGAUCGUGUUCUAUCACUCAAUUGUCCCAAUACUGUGGAGUGACACGAGUGACCACAACCACCGCCGCCCCUGUCCUCGAGGCCUAA